AUGCAGCGUCACAAAGGCCAGUCUCCUUCAAAGUUCUCUCCUGAAACAUCAGACAAGUCUGUGGACUCAGUGCCUGCAUGUGAAGAUGGAGCAUCAGAUAGUGGGGAUUCUGUCAAAGAGGACCGACCAGGUCAAGAUGAUUGCUUCCAUCAAAUGUUUGGCUUUCAGAUCCAGGACCUUUCAUCCUGGGAUAGGUUUGUCAGGCUUCUCUGUCGCCCUACAGACCCUGCCUCUAUCGGGACACUCAGAGUUUUCUUUGGGCUCCUCAUGACACUGGACAUUGUCCAGGAGCGGGGACUUGCGGCUGCUGACAGCUGGUGGGGUAGUGACGAACAGUGCAGGUUUCCACUGUUUCAUUUCCUGCGACCUUUACCCUUACAGUGGAUGUAUGUUGUGUACUUGGUCAUGAUAUCAGGAGCCAUUGGUGUCAUGCUGGGCUUUCAGAUGCGUCUCAGUUCCCUGGCCUUUCUAGCCACAUAUUGGUACGUGUUCUUCCUGGACAAAACAGCUUGGAAUAACCAUUCCUAUCUAUUUGGCAUUCUGGCUUUCCUCUUGGCCAUCUCUGAUGCCAACAGAUAUUG
Molecule: messenger RNA, 581 nt
Organism: Candidula unifasciata
Lineage: Eukaryota; Metazoa; Mollusca; Gastropoda; Stylommatophora; Geomitridae
Source: the annotation of a GenBank genome assembly